Oncorhynchus mykiss (rainbow trout) is the source of this 1674-nucleotide messenger RNA. NCBI's taxonomy places the organism in Eukaryota, Metazoa, Chordata, Actinopteri, Salmoniformes, Salmonidae. The record is from RefSeq and is a predicted model, not a curated record.
CCUGUAUGCUGUGGUUGUAUAACCUCAAAACUAACAGAACAGGAUGCUCUGUGUGUACAGUCUGUCAGUAACAGUAGGGUUAGGUUCAGUCUACUCCAUCAUGUCAGGAUGCUGUAUGUACAGUCUGUCAGUAACAGUAGGGUUAGGUUCAGUCUACUCCAUCAUGUCAGGAUGCUGUAUGUACAGUCUGUCAGUAACAGUAGGGUUAGGUUCAGUCUACUCCAUCAUGUCAGGAUGCUGUAUGUACAGUCUGUCAGUAACAGUAGGGUUAGGUUCAGUCUACUCCAUCAUGUCAGGAUGCUGUAUGUACAGUCUGUCAGUAACAGUAGGGUUAGGUUCAGUCUACUCCAUCAUGUCAGGAUGCUGUAUGUACAGUCUGUCAGUAACAGUAGGGUUAGGUUCAGUCUACUCCAUCAUGUCAGGAUGCUGUAUGUACAGUCUGUCAGUAACAGUAGGGUUAGGUUCAGUCUACUCCAUCAUGUCAGGAUGCUGUAUGUACAGUCUGUCAGUAACAGUAGGGUUAGGUUCAGUCUACUCCAUCAUGUCAGGAUGCUGUAUGUACAGUCUGUCAGUAACAGUAGGGUUAGGUUCAGUCUACUCCAUCAUGUCAGGAUGCUGUAUGUACAGUCUGUCAGUAACAGUAGGGUUAGGUUCAGUCUACUCCAUCAUGUCAGGAUGCUGUAUGUACAGUCUGUCAGUAACAGUAGGGUUAGGUUCAGUCUACUCCAUCAUGUCAGGAUGCUGUAUGUACAGUCUGUCAGUAACAGUAGGGUUAGGUUCAGUCUACUCCAUCAUGCCAGGAUGCUGUAUGUACAGUCUGUCAGUAACAGCAGGGUUAGGUUCAGUCUACUCCAUCAUGUCAGGAUGCUGUAUGUACAGUCUGUCAGUAACAGUAGGGUUAGGUUCAGUCUACUCCAUCAUGUCAGGAUGCUGUAUGUACAGUCUGUCAGUAACAGUAGGGUUAGGUUCAGUCUACUCCAUCAUGUCAGGAUGCUGUAUGUACAGUCUGUCAGUAACAGUAGGGUUAGGUUCAGUCUACUCCAUCAUGUCAGGAUGCUGUAUGUACAGUCUGUCAGUAACAGUAGGGUUAGGUUCAGUCUACUCCAUCAUGCCAGGAUGCUGUAUGUACAGUCUGUCAGUAACAGCAGGGUUAGGUUCAGUCUACUCCAUCAUGUCAGGAUGCUGUAUGUACAGUCUGUCAGUAACAGUAGGGUUAGGUUCAGUCUACUCCAUCAUGUCAGGAUGCUGUAUGUACAGUCUGUCAGUAACAGUAGGGUUAGGUUCAGUCUACUCCAUCAUGUCAGGAUGCUGUAUGUACAGUCUGUCAGUAACAGUAGGGUUAGGUUCAGUCUACUCCAUCAUGUCAGGAUGCUGUAUGUACAGUCUGUCAGUAACAGUAGGGUUAGGUUCAGUCUACUCCAUCAUGUCAGGAUGCUGUAUGUACAGUCUGUCAGUAACAGUAGGGUUAGGUUCAGUCUACUCCAUCAUGUCAGGAUGCUGUAUGUACAGUCUGUCAGUAACAGUAGGGUUAGGUUCAGUCUACUCCAUCAUGUCAGGAUGCAUUAUGUACAGUCUGUCAGUAACAGUAGGGUUAGGUUCAGUCUACUCCAUCAUGUCAGGAUGCUGUAUGUACAGUCUGUCAGUAACAGUAUAGUUAGGUCCAGUCUACUCCAU